Molecule: messenger RNA, 2128 nt
Organism: Impatiens glandulifera
Lineage: Eukaryota; Viridiplantae; Streptophyta; Magnoliopsida; Ericales; Balsaminaceae
Product: plant intracellular Ras-group-related LRR protein 6
Exons: 21
Coding region: 131-1882 (583 amino acids)
Molecular function (GO): protein binding
Source: RefSeq, a predicted model, not a curated record
GAGAGGAUCUAUCUUCCGAUGUCUACAUUUUACCUCCUCUGAACUUUUGUCGCUGAAGAGAUCUGCGACGGCGAACAACCAUUGAUCGCCGCGACGAGAUUACAAGAGUAAGACCUUCCAGUUUCCGUCUAUGGAUCGUUUCUUGAAAGAUGCAAGAGCUUCCGGUUCCCUCAACCUCUCCAACCGUUCACUAAGUGAAGUGCCAAAUGAAGUAUACAAAAGCAUGGAUGCUAUUGGAGGUAGUGAGAAAUGGUGGGAGACCGUGGAGUUACAGAAGCUUAUUUUAGCGCAUAAUAACAUUGAAUCGUUGAAGGAAGAUCUCAGAAACUUGCCUUUAUUGUCUGUACUGAAUGUUAGCCACAACAAGCUAUGCUUCCUUCCUGCUGCCAUAGGCGAGCUUCACAUGCUAAAAUCAUUAGAUGUUUCAUUUAACAUGAUAUCCAGCAUACCUGAAGAAAUUGGAUCAGCAACUGCUUUGGUCAAGUUUGAUUGCUCCAAUAAUCAACUAAAAGAUCUUCCGGGCUCCAUAGGAUGUUGUUCAGAUUUGUCAGAGUUCAAGGCAUCAAACAAUUCCAUUACAAGCUUGCCAGAAGAUCUAGCGAAGUGUUCAAAACUAACAAAGUUGGAUGUCGAGGGUAACAAACUGACAAAUAUAUUUGAGAAUUUAUUUGGGUCAUGUGUCUUGCUCAGAGAAGUUAACGCAGCCAGAAACAUAUUGAAUUGUAUACCAGAAAGCAUUGGCAACCUUUCACGCGCCAUUCGUCUUGAUCUUCAUCAGAACAGAAUAUCCUUAAUCCCACCAUCGAUAAAGGGAUGUACAUCUCUCAUGGAGUUUUAUAUGGGGAACAAUAUAUUGGCUUCUUUGCCAGCAGAGAUAGGUGCACUUCCUCAGUUAGGGACAUUUGAUCUUCACUCAAAUCAGCUGAAAGAGUUUCCUGCUGAGGCAUGCAAAUUACCUCUUUCAUUUCUUGAUUUAUCAAACAACUCAUUGUCUGGAUUGCCUCCUGAGAUAGGGACAAUAACCACCUUGCGUAAACUUCUUCUAGCAGGCAAUCCUAUGAGAACUCUGCGUAGCUCAUUGGUCAAUGGACCUACACCCGCUCUAUUGAAGUUUUUGAGGAGUAGACUUGCUACAGAUGAAGAUUCGGGAUCUGCUACUCCUAAAAAGGAGGAUAUAAUUGGCAUGGCUAAACGUCUGUCCCUUACUUCAAAGGAGCUUUCGUUAACAGGACUUGGUUUGUCCUCUGUCCCACCAGAAGUGUGGGAAUCAAGUGAAACUACUAAAGUUGAUCUUUCUAAGAACUUAAUAGAGGUCUUACCAUCUGAGAUUUCCUUGUGUACCUCUCUUGAGACACUCAUUCUAUCUGGAAACAAGAUUAAGGAAUGGCCAGUCACUAUUUUCAAGUCACUCCCUAAGAUUUCAUGCAUCAAGCUGGACUCUAACCCACUUAGACAGAUUCCACCAGAUGGAUUCGAAGCUAUCUCAAAGCUUCUGAUUCUUGAUUUAAGUUGCAAUAAUGAUUGCUUACCAGAUUCUCCCGCAUUUCGUAGCUUAGUUAAUUUGCAGGAGCUUCAUCUGAGGCGGAUGCAAAUACACGAAAUUCCAUCAGAUAUAUUAAGCUUACAACAACUUCGAGUUCUUGAUUUGAGCCAAAAUUCUCUUCGCUCAAUUCCUGAGGCUAUCAAGAAUAUGACUUCUCUUUCUGAACUCAAUGUUUCGGACAACUGUAUCACCUCAUUGCCGCCUGAAUUGGGAUUACUCGAAUCCAGCUUGCAGGUGUUAAAACUUGAUGGGAAUCCUAUAAGAAGCAUAAGGAGGGCAAUUUUAGACCGAGGCUCUAAAGCUGUUCUAAAAUAUUUGAGAGACAAGAUGGACAACUAGCAUUUGCUUCACAUAUGGUUCAUGUUUGAUUGUAUUUUUGUUUUUAACAUUGUGUGAGAUCUUCGAGAUUUCGAUUUUACAGGAAUUGGGAUUUGUUGUUGUGUGAAUGUUUUUGUUAUGGUUGUUUCCAUUUGUUUUCUUUAUUUAAUUAUACAAGUCUGUAUUAUUAUUGAGCUCAUUUGAAAAUAAUUUAUAAUGAGAUGUGAUAAAUAUAUAACUUGUAUUUAUAGUCUUUUAGUUUUUGAA